UAGAGAGUAGACAAUAACACUUGCACUUGCCUGUCAUAAAUGUGAUAUCUAUUGUCAGUGUCGUUUAUUGUUGAUAAUUGGAAGGAAUAAUAAUGAUUUUUUCAUGAUACCUUACAAAUAUUAAGAGUGCACAAUGUCAGAGCCAAGCUUCACUGAUUGUGCCAGUGAUACAGAGAGCAUUGAAGAGGAGAUUGAACCAAAGCUGAAGUAUGUUAGGCUAAUAAAUGAUUUGAAAAAUAUCUUGUCCAAAGAUGCAGCUAGUUGUAUAGCAGUUCACACCAAAUUUAUAUGUUUGGGGUCGCAUUGGGGCGCAGUGCAUGUGCUGGACCAUGAUGGGAAUUUAAUCAAGAAUGUUCAGUUGAAGCCACAUGCAGUGGCAGUGAAUCAAAUAUCAAUUGAUGUUAAAGGGGAUUACAUAGCUACCUGCUCCGAUGAUGGCAAAGUCUUUGUGCAGGGCCUCUAUUCCAAAGACAACAACCACAAUUUGAAUAUAGGUAGACUGAUGAAAACCGUGGCUUUAGACCCAAAUUACUUUAAACCUUCAUCUGGCCGUCGGUUCAUAACAGGCGAUGAUAAGCUUACGCUUUACGAGAAGACUUUCUUGAGUCGUUUGCGAUCCACCGUUCUGUGCGAGAGCGAAGGAUUCGUGAGGAGCCUUUGCUGGGGAGAGAAUUUCAUCGCUUGGUCAAGCGAUAUAGGCGUUAGAGUGUAUGAUAUCAAUGCUAGAUGUUCUCUGGGUUUGAUUAAAUGGGAAGAACAUCCUGGAAUUUCUUUGGAGAAUUUUCGUUGUAACCUGAGAUGGGCAGACAGUCGGACCCUGCUCAUCGGAUGGGUGGAUACUGUUAGAGUUUGCGUCAUCCGCAAGCGAAGCACAAUGGAAUUGGCUAACAGCGAUUUACCAGAAUACUUGGUAGAUCCAGUAUCCACCUUCCAGACAGAGUUUUAUAUAAGCGGUAUAGCUCCGUUGGACCAUCAGUUAGUCUUGUUGGGCUUCCCCAAGGAACUCGACGAAGACAAUAAAUCGUUGAGACCUCAGCUGUACAUAGUAGAAUAUCGUGAUAAUGACUACACCGAUGUGUGCACAGAUUACCUGUCUCUGCGUGGUUAUAAAGAGUACACGGUUAACGACUACAACCUGGACGUGCUAAUAGAAGAGAAUAGAUUCUUCAUUGUGGCUCCCAAAGAUAUAGUUAUAGCAAGUCCUUACGAUUUAGAUGAUAGAAUCCACUGGCUUAUCCAACAUAGUAAAUACGAAGAAGCGUUGACAGCUAUAACGAACGCAAACACCAGGGAAAAUAAAAAGUAUACCAUCGAAAACGUCGGCAUAGCGUACUUAGAUUACUUGUUAAGUAGGAAGCUCUAUGAUACCGCCGGUAAGCUUUGCUUCAAGAUUUUUGGAAAGAACAAAGGGAUGUGGGAGGAGGAAAUAUUCAAAUUCGCAACCGUUCAUCAACUCCGGUCAGUCAGUCCCUACAUUCCACAAAGUCUCGAUUGCAAACUAGACAAGCAUAUAUACGAAAUGGUUUUGUAUGAAUACUUGAAGAUGGAUUCACAUGGAUUCCUUAAAUUAGUCAAAGAAUGGAAUCAUCAAUUAUAUAAUACUAGUGCAAUGAUUAACGCUGUUUUGGAGCAUCUAUUGAUAUGUGAAAUCGAUAAAAACUUAUAUCUGGAAGCGUUGGCUUGUCUCUACAGCUACGAAAGACAAUACGAUAAAAGUUUAUCCAUGUAUCUUACCUUAGAGAAUAAGGACGUAUUUAACUUGAUCCAAAAACAUAAUCUGUACAAUAUCGUGGAUAACAUGAUCGUCGAGUUAAUGAAUUUGGAUCAGGGCAAAGCGAUCGCUUUAUUCCUAGAGAAAAACAGAAUUCCGAGCGAAGUUGUCGUCGCGAAAUUGGCCGACCAUGCGAUGCUUUUAUACAAAUAUUUAGAUGAAUUCGAUAAAACGGAUUCGAAGAACCAAUACCACGGGCAGUUAGUGAAACUGUAUUCCAUCUUCGAUAGAGACAAGCUGUUACCUCUUUUAAAACGCUCCAAGCAUUAUCCCAUACAGGAAGCUCUAGAUAUAUGCGUGAAAGCGAAAUACUAUCCCGAAAUGGUGUUCUUAUUAGCUAGAAUCGGCGAUACGAAGGAGGCGUUAGAGUUGAUAAUCAAUGAACUGAAAGACAUGCAGUACGCUAUUACGUUCUGCCAGCAGCAGAAUGAUCCGGAUUUGUGGAACGAUUUGAUCAACCAUUCACUUGACAAGCCAGAAUUCAUUACAUUCCUGCUGCAAAGUCUAGGCACCUACAUGGAUCCGACGGUGCUCAUAAAGAAAAUACAACCAAAUAAAGAGAUUCCCGGACUGAAGAACUCUUUAGUGAAAAUGCUCUGCACGUAUAACUUGCAGGUGUCAUUUCAAGAAGGUUGCAAAAAAAUUCUCGUCUCCGACUACUUCAAUCUGCACAACAAACUGGUCAGAACUCAGCAGCGAGGCGUGAACGUGUCCGAUCAAAUGUUUUGCGGCGCAUGUCAUAGGAAGAUUUUACAAACCGACCAUUCGAGACGUGAUAGCAUAAUAGUCUUCAAUUGCAAGCACUCCUUCCAUGAGCGAUGUCUUCCGGACGAUUUGGAAGUUACGAAUUGCGGCAUAUGCCACGAAACACCCACCAACUAUCACAUUUUCAGCGAUUAAGCUACACUGUGCAUGUUCCGAUCCACCCAGGAAGUAAUGUUGGAACCGGCGUUGACGCCGUCCACAUCGAAUUGAGAUGCAACGUGGAC
Nicrophorus vespilloides is the source of this 2760-nucleotide messenger RNA. It is a transcript of the gene lt, whose product is annotated as vacuolar protein sorting-associated protein 41 homolog. Gene Ontology annotation, molecular function: protein binding. The record is from RefSeq and is a predicted model, not a curated record. Gene Ontology annotation, cellular component: late endosome; HOPS complex. Lineage: Eukaryota; Metazoa; Arthropoda; Insecta; Coleoptera; Silphidae. Bases 134 to 2671 code for a protein of 845 amino acids. The transcript is spliced from 12 exons. Gene Ontology annotation, biological process: vesicle-mediated transport; endosomal vesicle fusion; cellular response to starvation.